Molecule: messenger RNA, 1284 nt
Organism: Aspergillus heteromorphus CBS 117.55
Lineage: Eukaryota; Fungi; Ascomycota; Eurotiomycetes; Eurotiales; Aspergillaceae
Product: pseudouridine synthase PUS4
Exons: 2
Coding region: 1-1284 (427 amino acids)
Biological process (GO): mRNA pseudouridine synthesis; tRNA modification
Cellular component (GO): mitochondrion
Molecular function (GO): pseudouridine synthase activity; RNA binding
Source: RefSeq, a predicted model, not a curated record
AUGUCCGGCGAAAAGAUCUACGAGGGCGUGUUUGCCAUCCACAAACCCCCCACCCUCUCAUCCGCGACCGUCCUCCGCGACCUGCAAAAACACUUCAACCCCUCAUCGACCUUCGCGCCCUGGCUGGCGCACGAAACCGCGCGCCUCGCCGCCGAAGACGCCUCCCAGAGCCGGUCCGCGCGCUACAACCCGCGCCACCGGCACCGCAAGAACCGGAACCGCAAACUGGAAGUCAAGAUCGGACACGGCGGGACGCUCGAUCCGCUGGCGACCGGGGUGCUCGUGGCGGGCAUCGGCGCCGGGACGAAAUCCCUGCCCUCGUUCCUGGGGUGCACGAAGACCUAUACGGCGGUGUUUGUGUUCGGGACGGAGACAGAUACCUAUGAUGUGCUGGGGAAGGUGGUGAAACGGGGCCCGUAUGAGCAUAUCACGCGGGAGAUGGUGGAGGAGAAGUUGGGCGCGUUUAGGGGGAAGAUUAUGCAGAGGCCGCCGAUUUUCUCAGCGUUGAGGAUUAAUGGGAAGAGGCUGUAUGAGUAUGCGAGGGAGGGGACGGUGCCGCCGGUGGAGAUUAAGGAGAGGGAGGUCGAGGUGUUGGAUGUGAAGGUCGAGGAGUGGUUUGAGGGGGGGACGCAUGGGUGGGGCCCGCCGACGGGGGGGGUUAUGGGCGGGGAGGAGAAGGUUGUUGCUGAGAGGCUGUUGGAGAUGGAGUCUGGUUCUGGUUCUAAGGCGGAGGGGGCUGGGGAGAGCGAGGGGAAGAAGAGGAAGGAUAUUGAUGGCGAUGCGGAGGAGGAGGGGACCGGGAAGAAGUUGAAGGGCGUGGAGGGGGAGGCGGUUCCGGUUGAGACUGAGGCUGAGGUUGAAUCUGAGAAGAAGGCUGAAGCUGAGACCCCCGUCGAAGCCGAGACGAAACCCGAGACUGAGACUGAGCCCGCCGAAGAACCAAAGGAAACCCCCCCGGCCGUCCGGAUCAGCAUGACCGUAACGUCAGGCUUCUACGUGCGCUCCCUCGCGCACGACCUGGGCCGCGCGCUCGGUAGCUGCGGCUACAUGAGCGAGCUGGUGCGCAACCGACAGGGCGACUUCGUGCUGGAGCCGUCGCGGGUCCUCGAGUACAAGGACCUGGAGGCGGGCGAGGAGGUCUGGGGGCCUAAGGUGCGGCGGUUCCUGGAGCAGUGGGAGGCGAAGAGGGCGGCGGAGCAGUUGGAACUGCAUGAGAAGCAGGGAGGGGAGAAGGAGGAGCAGCAGCAGCAGCAGCAGGCGAAGGAGGAGGCCAAGGAGGAAUAG